Lipotes vexillifer (Yangtze River dolphin) is the source of this 2301-nucleotide messenger RNA. It is a transcript of the gene ZNF623, whose product is annotated as zinc finger protein 623. Gene Ontology annotation, molecular function: RNA polymerase II cis-regulatory region sequence-specific DNA binding; DNA-binding transcription activator activity, RNA polymerase II-specific. Gene Ontology annotation, biological process: regulation of transcription by RNA polymerase II. The transcript is spliced from 5 exons. Gene Ontology annotation, cellular component: nucleus. NCBI's taxonomy places the organism in Eukaryota, Metazoa, Chordata, Mammalia, Artiodactyla, Lipotidae. The record is from RefSeq and is a predicted model, not a curated record.
AUGUUGGAGGACAUUCCUCGUGGGCUUGGAGUGAGCCUCUGCGGCAAGGCUCGGGAAGCGCUGCCCGCCACGGGAAGGAGGCGGAAGCCCUCUGCGGCCCGCGCCGCACCAGGCCUCGCCUCUCUGAGGAGCGGCCCUCGGCCCGUGCCCGAAGGCGGAGGGGGGACGCACGCCCUGGGGCCCGGGGCCGCUGGGCGCCGGGAGCUCUGCCUGGUUCUCAACGCCAGCAUUUACAGCUCCCGGGAGACACAACCCCUGUCAGCCAUUCACACUUGGCGGGCAGGCGGCGUUCAAGGCUGCGGGGGCGCGGGAGCUGCAGUCCGGCUCUGCCCCCUGCCCGGCUCCCCGCCGGGCUCCCUGCCGCCCGCGGCCGGCCGGAGGUCCGUACCACCGAGAGACCGGCUGGUCUCUGCGCGCCUAGAGCGGCACCGGAAGCUCCCCGGGCGGGGCCUCGGGCCGAUUUCCGGCGGCGGCGUGCGGGCUGCCGUGCGGGCUUUGUCAGCAGGGCAGGCCAGCGGGGCGGGCGGCCAGGGGUUCGCGUGCGGGGCGCGCGCCGUCCUCUCGCCGCUGGGCGCCGGUUCUCAAGCCCACCAGCCCUUCCGAGGUGGCCUGGCGGGGGGAGCCCAAGGGAGUUCUCCAAAUGAUGCUGGGGAAGUGGCCGGGGCCUCGAGCCUCUUUGUGCUGGAGGAGGUGCAGAGCCGGCAUCUCUGCCCUGGCGACGUCUGUCCCCUGGAGUUGGUGUUGGCGGUGGAGCCCAAAGAGGCCUUCACCAGCGGAGAGGCCGGCGGGAAGACAGUGUCUGAAGCCCUCACAGUGAUGGAGCUCGCUGCCCCUGCACCUGGCGGGGGCCCUGAACCCAGAUUAGGGGGGCUGUUGGGAAACCUGGACGGGCAGAGCCUGCGGAGCUGCCCCUCCCAGGAGGGAGGUUUCAAGCAGGUGACAGUUACCCACUGGAAGAUCCAAACAGGAGAGGCAGCGCAGGUGGGCAGUAAGUCAGGAGGAAGCCCCGUCCUGAGCUCAAACCUCCUCCUGCUUCAGAGAGAGCUGAUCGAAGGGGAGGCCCACCAGCGCGAGGCUUGCGGAAGCUUCCCGUUUAAUUCGGACCUGGUCAGACAUCAGGUUUCUCAGGCUGGGGAGAAAUCUCACAGACGUGACGAGUGUGGGAGGGGCUUCGGCCAGAGCUCCCACCUCGUGGAGCAUCCGCGCGCUCACGGCGGAGACAGACUCUACGUGUGUAACGCGUGUGGGAAAGACUUCGUUCUCUACGCGGAUCUUGUGGAGCAUCAGAAAGCGCACGCGGGAGAAAGGCCCUUCAAGUGCGCUCAGUGUGGGAAGGCGUUCUGUCACAGCUCAGACCUGAUCCGCCACCAGCGCGUCCACACCCGGGAGCGACCUUUCGAGUGCAAGGAAUGCGGGAAAGGCUUCAGUCAGAGCUCGCUGCUCAUCCGGCACCAGAGGAUCCACACUGGGGAGAGGCCCUACGAGUGCAACGAGUGCGGCAAGGCCUUCAUCCGGAGCUCCAGCCUCAUCCGGCAUUACCAGGUCCACACGGAGGUGAGGCAGUACGAGUGUGAGGAGUGCAGGAAGGCCUUCCGCCACCGCUCGGACCUCAUCGAGCACCAGAGGAUCCACACCGGGGAGAGGCCCUACGAGUGCAACGAGUGCGGCAAGGCCUUCAUCCGGAGCUCGAAGCUCAUCCAGCACCAGAGGAUCCACACUGGAGAGAGGCCUUACGUGUGCAACGAGUGCGGGAAGCGUUUCAGCCAGACGUCGAACUUCACUCAGCAUCAGAGGAUCCACACUGGAGAGAAGCUCUAUGAAUGUAACGAGUGCGGGAAAGCGUUCUUUCUGAGUUCGUACCUUAUUCGACACCAGAAGAUCCACACUGGAGAGAGGGUGUAUGAGUGUAAGGAAUGUGGGAAAGCUUUUCUCCAGAAAGCCCAUCUCACUGAGCAUCAGAAGAUCCACACUGGGGACAGGCCCUUUGCGUGUAAGGACUGUGGGAAAGCCUUCAUUCAGAGCUCCAAGCUCCUCCUACACCAGGUUAUUCACACUGGAGAGAAGCCCUAUGUAUGUAGUUACUGUGGGAAAGGCUUUAUUCAGAGGUCAAACUUCCUUCAGCACCAGAAAAUUCAUGCUGAAGACAGACUCUAUGAAUGUAGUCAGUAUGGGACAGAGUUCACCUCAACUCCAAACUUUAAAGGCAGUCAAGAGGUUCACCAAGAGGGACUUCCCUUGAGUUAGACCCCCAUACAUUUGGGUGAGAAGUAUGUAGGCCAGGGGGAGCACACAGACUUGUAA